GAUGCCGGCCUCGUUCCCGGCCUGGCGCCACCUUCGCGCCGGCAGUGGCCUCCCGCGGGAGCUGUCAGAUCCGCGGCACUCGAGCUAUCUGGGGGCCAUGGGGCUGUCCGAUGGGUCCGGUGAGUUUCAGGGCGCCGCCCGAAUUCAGCGUGUCCACGAUGUGUUAGUACUCUGACUCCCGGCCUAGAUCAGUUCUGAAAGGGAACCGCCAAAUUCCCAGAAGGCAUCUCCCGCCUGCACAGCCUCGGUUUACCGCCUUGCCAAUUUUCCGCAGGUGGUUGUCCAUCAGCCGCGAGGGAUGGGUGCGGGAUCCGGCGCGACCCUAGCUCUUGAGGGUUGCACCGAAAGUCCCUGGAGUCCUAAUGAGGGGGCCGCAGGGAGGUUGCUGCCUGCCAAGGAGCCCAGGUCUUGGAGGUGCGCCGGCUGGGUGCCUGGGCCCGGGAGGCAGACCGCUGCAAGACAGGUUCCAGACAGUCCCUGGACCUGCCGCGGCCUGAGUCCGCGUGGUUCUGAGCCCUCUGGUGCUGAGGCCUUUGUACCCUCCCAAAGGGCGGUGCCAAGUAUCAAGGAUCCGCCCCCGGGCGCGUGCUGCCUGGUAAGGGGCGGGCCCUUUAAGAAGACUUAGUGCUCUCGAAGGAGAGGAGAAGGGGCCCUGCGGUCUCUGCGAGCCAGAGGUGUACAGAACCUCUGAGGAUCUUCUUUGCACCUUCUCUGCUCCCUCCAACGUGGAUACUCAGAUUAGAGGCUCUUCCCAGGUGAGUUCCUACCCCUCUGGUGGGAUCCUCUCCCCUGGUUAUAGCUGCUUCCAGAUCACAGCUGACCAGUGAAAACUUUCCCCAAAUGUUAGUUCUCCCGCCAGAUUUACCCCCACCCCCGAAAUUCGCAGAGGAGAGCUACAUUCCUUAUGGAGUCUCCCCAGCUCAAUUUCUUCUGAGAGAACUCCCCAGAUGAGAGAGAACCUUUCCCUUUCCCCCAGCCCCUAUUCUUUGGUAAAGUUUCUCCCAGAGGUGCCUCCCGGUAGGUAAGGGAUUCACCCCCAGGUCAGAAAUUGCCUGGCUGGUGAUGGCUGUCUGGGCAGGGUUCCCUCUAGGUUGGACUGGCUUCUGAAAACUCCUGUUUCCAGGCGAAUCUUUCCUAUUUCAAGGGGGUGUCGCUGGAGGGUCUGUGGUACAGCUGGAAGCGGAACUGGACAGGAAUUGGUUCAGGGAAGGCAAGGGGCUGAGAAGUAGGGGCUAGGAGAAAUUGCCAGUCUAAACCUGGACCCGGACCUGGACGUGGACUUGAAGUGGUACUCAGUGCUGGGCAGCCACACCUGAGCUGGAUGUGUAGGUCAUUCUCAUCCCACUUUCCCUCCCGGAGAGACUUUGGCCCAGAAAGCGGCUUCCAGCAGCCAAAGUUCAGGUACUGCCCCUGUCUGGGUGUGAACACGGGGCCCUCAGAGACCAGCAGGGUUGGCUCUAUCCUUGAUCUUUGAGCCUGGAAAACUCAGGUAUGUGACUCUGUGGACCUAGGUAGAGUGAAGGAAAGGUUGGGACAGGGGCAAUCCUCAGUGUAUGUCUAUGUCUGUGGUCUCACCCCUCCAGACCACGGGACACAGCAGACACAGGCACUGCUGUCUGCCACACAAGAAAUGGAGCCGCAGAGGCGAGACUACCAUGUGGAGAGGCCUCUGCUGGACCAGAAGCAGCUAGAGGAUCUGGGACAUUGGGGCCCGGUGCCCAAGACCUACCAGUGGCAAACUUGGUUUCGGUGCUCCCGUGCUCGGGCCCAUGCACUUCUGCUCCGUUACUUUCCAGUCUUGGGCUGGUUACCCCGCUAUCCUGUGCGAGACUGGCUCCUGGGUGACCUAUUGUCUGGCCUGAGCGUGGCCAUCAUGCAGCUUCCGCAGGGCUUAGCCUACGCCCUCCUGGCGGGAUUGCCUCCUGUGUUUGGCCUGUACAGUUCUUUUUACCCCGUCUUCGUCUAUUUCCUAUUUGGUACCUCUCGACACAUCUCUGUGGGGACCUUUGCUGUCAUGUCUGUGAUGGUGGGUGGUGUGACAGAAUCCUUGACUGCGGAUGAGUCCUUCGUGCAAGGCUUGAAUGCCACAGUUGAUGAAGCCCGAGUGCAGGUGGCCUACACGCUCAGCUUCCUGGUUGGCCUCUUCCAGGUGGGGCUGGGCCUGGUGCACUUCGGCUUUGUGGUCACCUACCUGUCGGAACCUCUGGUCCGCAGCUACACCACAGCCGCCUCUGUGCAAGUCCUCGUCUCACAACUCAAGUAUGUGUUUGGCAUCACAGUCAGCAAUCACUCUGGGCCACUGUCCGUUAUCUAUACGGUGCUGGAGGUCUGCGCGAAGCUGCCCAAGACUGUGCCCGGCACCUUGGUCACGGCACUUGUAGCAGGAGUGGUGCUUGUGUUGGUGAAGCUGUUGAAUGAAAAGUUGAAGCGCUAUCUGCCCCUGCCCAUACCCGGGGAACUACUCACGCUCAUUGGGGCCACCGGUAUUUCCUAUGGUGCAGAACUCCGUGAAAGAUUCCAGGUAGACGUGGUGGGCAACAUCACCACAGGGCUGAUACCCCCGGUGCCACCCAAGACAGAGUUGUUUGCCACCCUCGUGGGAAAUGCCUUUGCCAUUGCUGUGGUGGGCUUCGCCAUCGCUAUCUCACUUGGGAAUAUUUUUGCCCUGAGGCAUGGCUACCGCGUGGACAGUAACCAGGAGCUGGUGGCCCUUGGCCUCAGCAACCUCAUUGGCAGCUUCUUCCAGUGUUUCCCCGUGAGCUGCUCCAUGUCUCGGAGCCUGGUACAGGAGGGUACCGGGGGCAACACACAGGUUGCCGGAGCCGUAUCCUCCCUUUUCAUCCUCCUCAUUAUCCUCAAACUCGGGGAACUCUUCCGAGACCUGCCCAAGGCCGUCCUGGCAGCUGUUAUUAUUGUGAAUCUAAAGGGCAUGAUGAAGCAGUUCUCUGACAUCUGCUCUCUUUGGAAGGCAAAUCGAGUGGACCUGCUAAUCUGGCUGGUGACCUUUGUGGCUACCAUCCUGCUGGACCUGGAUAUUGGCCUGGCGGUUUCCAUAGUGUUCUCCCUGCUGCUCGUGGUGAUCCGAAUGCAGCUGCCCCAUUACUCUAUCCUGGGGCAGGUGCCAGAUACGGAUAUUUAUAGAGACGUGGCAGAAUACUCAGGGGCCAAGGAGGUCCCUGGUGUGAAGGUCUUUCGCUCCUCAGCCACCAUUUACUUUGCCAAUGCUGAGCUCUACUGUGACUCACUGAAACAGAAGUGUGGUGUGGACGUGGACCAUCUCAUCUCCCAGAAAAAGAAACGAAUCAAAAAACAGGAGAUGAAGAUAAAGCGAAUGAAGAAAGCCAAGAAGUCCCAGAAGCAGGAUGCCCCUUCCAAGAUCACCACAGUUUCAGUCAACGUCAACACUGGCUUCGAAGACAUCAAAAGCAACGAUGUGGAGGGUUCCGAGGCCAAGGUGCACCAAAGGGAGGAGCUGGAGGAUGCAGUCACCAGCAGUCAAGAAGAUGUCAAAGCCCCAACCGUGAACACACUGAAGUCCCUGGGCCUACCCCAGCCAAACUUCCAUAGUCUCAUCCUAGACCUGAGCACGCUAUCCUUCGUGGACACCGUGUGCAUUAAGACUCUGAAGAAUAUUUUUCAUGACUUCCGGGAGAUCGAGGUGGAAGUGUACAUCGCUGCCUGUUACAGUCCUGUGGUCACCCAGCUUGAGGCUGGACACUUCUUUGAUGACUCUAUCACUAAGCAGCAUCUUUUUGCCUCUGUCCAUGACGCUGUGACCUUUGCCCUCCACCACCAGAAGCCUGGCCCUAAGAGCCCUGUUUUGGCCACCAAACUCUGACUCUGCUGCUGGAGAUUGCCUACCUCUAGAGGUUGUGACAGUUUCACCCUCAUGAAGCUCCUGCCUCUGGGUCACUUCAGGUGCCACCCAGGACUCCGGUCCAUACCCAUACACAUAGAGCGCAUGGAUGUCCUGAGUUCAGUGCUACAGGCCUGGGGCAGGGUAUUGCAUUCAGGCUGGCCUUGGCUGGGUGCUGGGAGGGAGCUGAUGUGGAUUUACAGCUCUGGGAAUAAAUGUGUCUGUCAAACUUCA
Messenger RNA from Myodes glareolus (Bank vole), 4090 nucleotides. The record is from RefSeq and is a predicted model, not a curated record. NCBI's taxonomy places the organism in Eukaryota, Metazoa, Chordata, Mammalia, Rodentia, Cricetidae.